Prorocentrum cordatum is the source of this 4116-nucleotide messenger RNA. NCBI's taxonomy places the organism in Eukaryota, Dinophyceae, Prorocentrales, Prorocentraceae. The record is from the annotation of a GenBank genome assembly.
AUGGCGUGCACUCAUGCGGCAUGCCCGCUAUUCGGCGCACUGCCCGCAUCGGCCGAUGAGCUGGGCCGCUGCCGGCGCUGCGGGCAGGGGCUGCCCGGCAGUCGCUUCGCAGCCACCCUCGCACCAGCAGCGGCGGGCGGGGCCACUCCGGGGGCGCGUGCCGGGGGCGCCGCGCUGGCGAAUGCACCGGUGCCGCCAGGACUGCCUCCUCCUGAGCCCCAGCAGAGCCACACCGGCCUGACACAGGAGAUGCGGCAGAUCGAGCUGGACACUGCGUCAGUUGCGUUGGGCGCCAUCGAGAUUGACGACGUCGACGACGACGACGACAUCACGAGCAGCAACGACAUGUUCGCCAGGCACUGCGAGACGAUCAUUCUGCACCACUUCGAGCUGCUGCAGGCCCAGGCAGCGACGGGCCCUUCGGCUACCCCUCUCCGUCUUCGCUCGGAGUUGCACGCUUGGGACGAUCUGCAUGGCCUUCUCCGGCAAGUCGGGCUCGACCCUGACGAGCCUGAUGUCUGGCGUCGCCUCGGCCGGCUGGCACUGGAAGGGAUGGAGCCCACUGCGAAGGACAUCGUUCGCAGCGCGGAUUGGGCCGCCCAGCUUCUCGACAUAGCAACGGGCCCCACCUGGACAGCGAGUGAUAUGGAGGCGGUCGGGGCUGCGAAGCUACGAUAUGAGGCAGCCCGCGAGGCCUGCCUGACGGCCCUCCCGAACUUGCUCCAAGCGCGCCGGCGGCACAAGCAGAGGCUUGUGCCCCUCUACAUGGAGCUGGGCCCGGUUGCCCUCGACCUGCUCUGCCCCCCGGGUGGAGCACCAGGGGAGCAGUGCCUCACCCAGCUGUCUCGCGUGCUGACGGCCACCGGCUCGACGGAAGCCAAGGUGCAGCAGGACCGGGAAACGACAUCCAAGCUGUACGCGGGCGACGUGGCGACUCUGCAGGGUCUGCCCUGCGGCGCCGUACUGUGGGCGCCCACGGACGCGGCAGCCCUCGGUCGACUCCGUUCGGCUCUGCUGCGUCACUGCGGGGAUGUUCCAGACUUCCGAUGCCGACUUUUGUCCACCACUCCCACCUUCCAGGGUUGUUCCGAUGUGGACUCGCUCAUGGACAUGUGUUGGAGCCCGCUCAUGGGCCCUCAAUGGGCUGGCCUGGUCAAGUCGAUCGAGUUGUUGCCCCGGCCAUUGCAGAUGGUGUCCACGGGCUCGGCAGGGCCCGUGGUCGGCAAUCACGGCCUCAUCAUCGCCACAGUCGCCGGCAAGGGCACCGUCUCGCUCCCGAAGCUUUUCGUUGAGGCGGCCCCGUUAUUCACCAUGGAGUUGGGCGAGACCUACUACGCGGACAUGGCGAUGGAGGACGUCACGACCACGUUGGCGACGCUGCGGCGAGGGCUCGCCCCGCUUCGAGCGACCCUGGGGGACUCGGAGAGAAGCCCUGUUCACCUCAAGACGGCCCCUCGGAUCCGGAUCCCCAUCCACUUCCCGACAGGUGUCUCCCGUCUCGACAUCGACUUGCAUAUGCGUCAUCUGCGGACUCGCCGGGCGGAUCGUCUGGCGCAGUCGGUGCACAUCGGCGGCCAGCAUCUCUACACCGACCCUGGCUGCCAUAUCCUCGAGGUCACGGGGCCGGAGGCGUUCGGCAAGGCCUGGCCGCACUGCAAAGAGCUCCUGGCCUACACCUCAGACCGGGCGUUGGCCAUCGUGGAGGGGAGUGCGGACCAGUGGAAGACAAUCAUGAACCACAUCUUGCAGGAGGAUCCAGAGGUGGCGCUCCUGCGACUCCGCUGGCGGCCCUCCAACCGUACGCAGGGUGGACGUCCAUGGGCUUACCCGUCGGCGUCGCCUCAGCAGCUGGCGGCGGUUCGCCGGGAAGCCCGGAAAGGCAGGGGAGUGGUAGGAUUGGUCAAGCCGGAUGCCGAGGUCAAGGUUCUUGGCCACAUGGGGGCGAAUCCGCAGGCCGUCGUGCAGAAGCUGAUGGAAGUUCUCGGCCACCACUCCGGGCUGGCGCUGACGGAGUCCGACGUGGGGCCACAGCCCACUGGCCCUACUUGGACGUGGCUGGCGAAGGAGAACCCGGCCGCGGCUACAGGGAGAGUGCGCGUGCAUCUUGACACCGACGACCAAGCGCGCAGGUUCACGCAGGCGGUGCACGGACGAGCGAUCCAGUUGGGGGCCGAUUUGGUCAGCCUGGAGUGCACGACGGACUUGCAGGACCUGGAAGGCAACGGCCUGCUCAACACGCUCGCCGCGACUGUCCGCGGCGAGCCUGGGCCCGGUGGCAACGCGAGUCAUCGACGAGCACGGCAUCACCUCUUGGUGUCUGGAUGUCGUGCUCUCCUGCCGCCGGAUUGCAUUGCAUGCGAAUUCAUCCUCAACUUCGCUUGGGACUUCAUCUGCGACUACACUUGGGACUGCAUCUACAACUACACCGGGGAGGGCAUCAACGGCUCAGGCGGUUACUUCUUCUUCCUCUUCAUCUUCCGCUUCAGGUGGUGCCUCUGCAGCUCCCUGUGGCCGGGGAGCAUCAAGAUAUUCCUCACUGCGUCGCCAUUCGGGCGGCCGUCCAGCGAGCGUGCCAGCUACCCAGUCUGCCGCCUGCAGCGCCGGCCCCGCGGAUUAAGCGCCAGCGGGCUUCGCCCCCUCCGGGGCAUGAGGCUCAGGCGCCAGCACCUGCCACGCCACCGCCUCGAUCCGGAGCUUCGGCCACAAGCCCAGUUCAUAGGCAUGACGGCAUUCUUCGCAGUGGACGUCAGGAAGCACUUCGCGAAGGCCAAAUAUGUGAUGCGAUUAUUUCGUGGACGCGACUUCGCGCUGCUCUCCGAGGCGCAUGUGACGGACGGCGACAAGGCCGCCUGGCGGCCGUCGCCGGGCUUCACGGCGAUGUGGUCGACAGGCACCUCUGCCAGGGCGGGCGUGGGCAUCAUCCUCCGCGACAGCUUCCUGCGGCAAUUCGACCCGGACGACCGUCUUCACGACCCCAUCCUGCACGCGAGCGUCAGGGAUAAGGCCGAUGAAGAUCACUGGCAGGAGGGGCUGUGUAGGAGGCACGGCCUCCACGAGCUCCACCAGACGCAGGCCACUCAUGACGACGCUGGGUGCCGAUCGAGGAUCGACAGGGUCUACUGGAAUGCGCAUGUGUCCACCCAGUUGGACACGACCCUGCACUGCGCCCCGCUGUCCUGGGCGCCGCAUCUGUCACAUCAUCGCGCUGUUGCCUUCGGCCGCCGGCGGGCGCAGCCAACCUCGGGCCAGCCUCGUCCGGUUCCGGCGGCGCUGAUUCGAGAACCUGCCUGGGGCGCACGGGUGGCAGCAUUGUACCAGGCGCUCCUGCGGCAGGCGGAGUUGAAGCAUACGGCGGACCUCAGCGGGGCGUCCGUCCCCCAGGAUUCCGAGUCCCUCCUGGCUACUCCCUCGUCGUGCCUUUCUGGCUUCGCCCGCCUCCGUGUCCUGAAGGAGGCGAUGAGGAUUAUCUCCGACACGAUGGGCAGCGAGAGGCAGCACCAGGCGCACCCCAAGCUGAACUCCAUGCUCGGCCGCCCGCUGGAGGCCAUCCAGGCGCACGCGGUGGAGCUGGCCCGAGGCUCGGCCUUGCAGCAACUACGGGAAGUGCAAGCUGCCGAGGGGGGCCCGGCCGUCGACGAGCCAGAUUUCGAGUUGCUCCAGCGCCGCCGCAACAGGGUCAUGCAGUUGCUCAAGCGGUUGGCCCCGGGCCGCUCGGCUGCCCUGGGAGGCGUCGUGGACCGCCACGGGGAAAUGCUGACGGACCCGGAGGGCAUGGCGCAAGCCCUGCGCUCGCACUGGCAAGGGGCACUCAGGCGUCGACAACACGACGAAAACGCUCUCCAACGAUGGUGCACUGAAGACCUUGGCCCCGCGCAGCUCGGCAUUCUUCGUCGCCUUCGCCGGGAAGAGUGGCUGCCUUCACGUGAAGACCUUAACAAGGCCAUCAAAGAAGCACCGAAGUCAGCGCCGGGGCCAGACGGGCCCCCGCUCGCCGCGUGGCAGGCGCUCGGGCCCCUGGGCGGGGAUGUUCUUGAGGCGGUCCUUUGCGAUAUGAUGUCUGGCGACGGCCCGGAGAUUGUCGCCCGGGACUGCCCGGCCUUCAACGAUGCACUCAUG